This is a messenger RNA of Jaminaea rosea, 3680 nucleotides long. RefSeq names its product putative CCC2-P-type ATPase. NCBI's taxonomy places the organism in Eukaryota, Fungi, Basidiomycota, Exobasidiomycetes, Microstromatales. Bases 87 to 3278 code for a protein of 1063 amino acids. Gene Ontology annotation, molecular function: ATP hydrolysis activity; ATP binding; P-type divalent copper transporter activity. The record is from RefSeq and is a predicted model, not a curated record. Gene Ontology annotation, cellular component: membrane. The transcript has 2 exons. Gene Ontology annotation, biological process: copper ion homeostasis; monoatomic cation transport.
UACCUUUCCUCUCAGACGAAUUUCCUUUCUCCUCUUUCCCCUCGAACCCAUUCUUUGGAUGCGAUACAACUCCUUACAGCCAAGCCAUGAGCGCCGUGGAUGAUGCGUCUUCACCUCGCAACAUGCUUCCAGACGGCCAAGGAGGUGGCGCAGCAAUGGAUCGAGCUACGGCGACCCUGCGAGUCGAGGGCAUGACUUGUGGCGCAUGCGUCGAGUCCAUCGAAUCUAUGUUGCGUAAACAGCCCGGCAUCCUCGACGUCUCCGUUGCUCUCCUUGCUGAGCGAGCUGUCGUCGAUUAUGCGCCUUCUCAAUGGACGGUCGAAAAAAUCGUUGAGGAAGUCGAAGAUGUUGGAUUCGAUGCUAUAGUACUCAGCGAUGUCAAGGUCGAUUCAGCCUCAAAGCAGACAUCAUCGACGCAAGCAGCUGAGCAAGGCGACGCUGCACCAGCCAUCGAGGAGGCGACGCUCUCCGUCUACGGCAUGACCUGCUCCGCCUGCGUAGCCAGCAUCGAGUCUGGAGUCCUCGAGCUGGCUGGUGUCCAGUCAUGCGAAGUAGCUCUAGCGACAGAGCGAGCCAAAGUCCGGUACGACGCCAAGCAGCUGGGCUUACGCGACAUCGUGGAACGCAUAGAGGACGCAGGUUUCGAUGUCGUCCUCGCCGAUGAUCGCGACUCGACGCAGCUUCAGUCGCUCAGUCGGGUCAAGGAGGUCACGCAGUGGCGACAAGCCUUCAUUGCCUCGCUCACUAUGGCCGUACCCGUCUUUCUCAUCAGUAUGGUCCUCCCCAAAUGGUCCGUCACCCGGUCUAUCCUCAUGUGGCAGCCAAUCACACAGCUUUACCUGACCGACGUCCUCUGCUUGGCCCUUACUAUUCCCGUCCAAUUCGGAGUCGGCCGCCGUUUCUAUCGCACGGCAUGGAAGGCUCUCAAGCAUCGCUCGGCAACAAUGGACGUCCUGGUCGUGUUCGGUACCACGGCCUCGUUCACCUACUCCGCCUUCUCCAUGCUCUUUGGCCUCUUUUGCUCCUCAACACCCGAGCACAUGUGCGGAAAGCCGGCAACAUUCUUCGAUACAUCGACCAUGCUCAUCACAUUUGUCUCCUUCGGUCGCUAUCUUGAGAAUGCAGCUAAAGGCAAGACGUCCGAGGCUCUGAGCAGACUCAUCAGCUUGGCGCCUACUGCGGCCGUCAUCUACACCGACGGGGAGAAGUGCUCGGCUGAGAAGCGCGUGCCGGGUGAGCUGGUGCAGAGGGGUGACUACGUCAAGGUUGUUCCCGGUGAUCGCAUCCCCGCAGAUGGUGUCGUUGUGCGCGGCUCCAGCACGGUAGACGAGUCCGUCGUCACCGGAGAGUCUAUGCCUGUCACCAAGCGGGUCGGCUCACCCGUCAUUGGAGGCACGGUCAAUGGUCUCGGCUCCUUCGACUUUUUGGUCCAUCGCGCAGGGAAGGACACCUCCCUCUCGCAAAUUGUGCGACUAGUUUCUGAGGCUCAGACGAGCAAGGCUCCCAUUCAGGCCUUUGCCGACCGGAUAGCGGGCGUCUUCGUGCCUACAGUAAUCGGGCUCGGCUUGCUCACCUUUGUGAGCUGGAUGGCACUCGCUCAUCUGCUUGGGCCAGAUCACCUCCCCCAAGUCUUCAGGGAGGAGCACGCAACCAAAUUUGCGGUCUGCCUCAAGUUGUGCAUCUCCGUCGUGGUGGUGGCUUGCCCCUGCGCACUGGGCUUGGCGACACCCACGGCGGUGAUGGUAGGCACAGGAGUCGGGGCGCAACACGGCAUCCUCAUCAAGGGUGGUGGACCGCUGGAGGCGAGCGUAAAGAUCCGCAAAGUCCUCUUCGAUAAGACCGGCACGCUCACGAGGGGAAAGGUGGCUGUUGUGGGAGUGGCAUGGGCUGGCGGGCCGGUCACGGCGCACGAUGAGGACCUCGAUGCACCUGUGUUGGGCGAUGAAGAUGGGAAUAGGUUGACGCUGAGGCGGCGCGAUGCACUGGAGAUGGUUGGUGCGUUGGAGGGCAAAAGCGAGCAUCCCCUCGGAAACGCUAUUGCGGCUUACGCAAGGCGACGCUGUGGUAUUGCAGAGGGGACGGAGGGCUCCACGGGCCUGGCUGUCGAGUCAUUCCAGAGCAUUACGGGGCAGGGAGUCACUGGCACGGUCAGAAGCAACGCUUCCUCGUCACACCCGCACCACCUAUCGAUCGGGAAUUCUCGUCUAUUCGGCGGGGCCGGUAGCAGCAGCAAGAAGGAGAUGGUCUCGCCCCACCUUCCACCGAGCCUCAGUACCUUUGCCCAAGUCGAGGAGCAUCUCGCCCGUACCCUUGUGUAUGUGACGCUCGACUCGCAAGUCAUACUCGCCCUCUCUCUCGCAGACCAAGUUCGUCCAGAAGCGCGGCGGGCGAUCCGAGCCCUGCACUCCAUGGGCAUCUCCACCGCCUUGGUCACGGGAGACACGGAAGCUACCGCGCGGGCCGUGGCAAGACAGGUCGGGAUAGAUGACGAGCACGACGUGUAUGCGAGCAGGACGCCGCAGGGGAAGAGUGAGCUCAUCCAGGAGCUGAGGCGGGACCUAGCCCUCGACCCAAGGGGGUCGGAAGGGGGGAUAGCAAUGGUGGGAGACGGCAUCAACGACAGCCCCGCUCUCGCCUCUGCAGACUGCGGCAUCGCCCUCUCCUCCGGCUCGGACAUCGCCUUGGAAUCUGCCAGCAUCGUACUGGUGCGCAAUUCCCUCUUAGAUGUGCCAUCCUCUCUCCUGCUCUCCCGCCGGAUCUUCCUCCAGAUCAGGCUCAACUUUGCCUGGGCUACCUGCUAUAAUCUGGUCGCUCUACCGCUGGCCAUGGGUGUCGGCCUGCCCUGGGGCUGGAAGAUGCAUCCCAUGAUGGCGGGAGCAGCUAUGGCUGCUAGUAGUGUUAGUGUUGUGGGCGGGAGCCUGACUUUGAAGUGGUGGAGGAGACCGAGGCAUCUUGAAGGAGGCGCUGAUGGGGAGGACGGCCUUGUGUUGGAGAGCAAGAAGUCGGCGGAGGACGAUGACGAAGACGCUCUCGAUGAGUACGAGGCUGUGGGCGCCACUCGUGGCCGGCCCGGCUCGGCCUUUGUAUGGCUGGACAGCUUGGCGAGUCGUGCCGCGAGCCUCUUUUCGCGACGGGGAGACACACGGCGUGGAUCACUCGCAGGGCCAGCAGCAGCGACACCAACCACUGCGGCGCUUUCCUCGUCGGCUCAGUAUCAGGCUUUGCCCUCCGUCGUCGUCAGCGGGCCGGAGGAGGACGAAGCGUACGAGAUGGCUUGAGACUCGCAGCCGAUUGUUCACUUUACGUGAUAUCCUGACAAUUCCGCUCGAAUCUGUUCUGUAACCGUGCAUUAAUGUAGAGCUUCCACUAUACUGCCAUGUCAUCGCUGCUGGCCUUGGCUUCCCUCUCCCUCGCCUGCGGCUAUCUCCUCAUACCUCCUUCUUCUCGCCCCCCUCGCCUGGUCAAGCAUCGAGCCUUGCAUCAUGCCUAUCCCUGCCACGCCGACAGGUAGUGUAGUCUCCUCAACCCUCCUCGUCGCACCAAUGCCGGCCCUCUCCUCCCCACCAAAACCCAGCACAGCCUCAACAGGCUCUGCCCUACCCUCCUUCUCCCCUUCACCCAAGCCUCGCCCAAUCUCCCAGCCCAUGGCGCGCAACAUUGCAUGACCGACAUUACUGUCG